This is a messenger RNA of Aspergillus niger, 1095 nucleotides long. RefSeq lists its product as uncharacterized. The coding region runs from base 1 to 1095 and encodes 364 amino acids. NCBI's taxonomy places the organism in Eukaryota, Fungi, Ascomycota, Eurotiomycetes, Eurotiales, Aspergillaceae. The record is from RefSeq and is a predicted model, not a curated record. The transcript is spliced from 6 exons.
AUGGGAAUGGAGCAUUGGCAUGCCGGCGUGCUUCGCGCAGCCAACCAGCUCCCUGUCGUCAUGGCUGUUAUCCUUGCCGAUCUGGACCUGCAGAGCGUCAUCCACGGAAAGGGUCCAAGGCCUAUUCCCAACUUUCGGGCUGGCACUUACUUGGCUGCUCUCAUUGUUAGCACCGGUGGCCUUCUUUUCUCUCGUCCGAUGCACCACGCGAAUUAUAUGUUUCGACUGGCCACAGCACGCCCCAGCCCCGCAGAGCACAGCAACCACGGCAGUUUCGUCAACCGCAAUGACCCAGACCCGCUGUGGCAGAAGUACGGGCUGAACAAGUCAGACGAGUUCAAGUAUUUCCAUGAGCCAGGUCGUGACGACACCCUGGGCCACUAUGACUCGCGAUUUUUCCAGGGGGAGCCGGUUCCGGACGCGGAGCGAUCUAUCACAUUGACGCAUAUGAUCCGAGCAUAUCUGAACUUCUUUGAGGACAAUGGAUUGGAAACAUGGAUUGCGCAUGGGACAUUGCUGGGGUGGUGGUGGAAUGGCAAGAUCAUGCCUUGGGACUGGGACAUCGACACUCAAGUCAUGGAUACCACACUAUUCCAUCUCGCCGACCACUUCAAUCAGACCGUUGUCCAGUAUACCACUACCGACCCCGACGUCGAGCGCCGGUACCUCCUCGAUAUAAACCCGUGGGCGCGUCAGCGUGAUCGCGGCAUGGGACUGAAUAUAAUUGAUGCGCGCUGGAUCGACAUCAGCACGGGGCUAUACAUCGAUAUCACAGGGCUAAGCCGACUGACGGCCGAAAAGCCCACAGAAUGGGAGUGCAAGAAUGGGCACAAAUAUCAGACACACGAUAUCUAUCCACUGCGGAGAUCGACGUUUGAGGGCGUGCCAGCCAAGGUGCCAUUUAGGUACGAUGGGGUGCUAACAGAAGAGUAUACAAAGAAGGCGUUGACGAACACGCAAUUUCACAAUCAUACGUGGGAUGCGGAACUCGAAGAGUGGGUGCUGGAUGUGCCGGCCGCAAUGGACGACCGGCAGAUCGGAGUUCAGGGUACAGGCGGCGUUGUGGACAGUCAGCGUUCUGCAGAGUCAAUCUAG